AUGUAACACAUAGAAAGUUCCGGAUUACCCAAAGGUCGAAAUAAAAGCGUGAGACAGUCACAGCUUCAGAGUAUUACGUCUGUUUUUAAUCAAACGCACAACUAAACCAACUUAGUAAGUAAAAAUGCCCCGAGGAAGCAGAAGCCGGACAUCUAGGAUGUCCCCGCCAGCCAGCCGAGCUCCACCUCCACCUCCUCCUACAGCCAGUGCAGCACCUCAUGCCCCAGUUCCAAUGCAGGCCCCUUCAUCUGCUGUGGGUGCGCCGGCUGCAGCACCCAGGCAGCCAGGCUUGUUUGCCCAGAUGGCAACUACUGCCGCUGGAGUUGCGGUGGGUUCUGCAGUAGGACAUACCCUCGGCCAUGCCUUUACUGGAGGAUUUGGUGGAGGACAGUCAGAGCCUGCCAAGCCUGAUGUCACAUACCAGGAGCCAUACCAGCAGCAACCACAGUACCAGCAGCCCCAGCAGCAGCAGGCCUGCUCCUAUGAGCUCAAGCAAUUCAUUGAGUGUGCCCAAAACCAGAGUGACCUGAAACUCUGUGAGGGAUUCAGUGAGGUGCUCAAACAGUGCAAGUUUGCUAAUGGUCUGUCAUGAGGUGGAGACAAAGUCCUGCAGAGUGAACAUGCAUGUUGUUGAUGCUGCAUAUAUUAGCUAGAUGUAAUUUUUAAGGGAUCAAUCAAUAAACAUACUUUGACAGCUGUUUACCAUCAAGCAACAUCAUUUAUUUGUGAAGACACUGCUGCAGAAUUUGUAAUCUUAGUCUUAUAAAUAAUGUUUAUAUAUUUUGGUGUGUCGUGUUUUCAGCUGGGUUUGACUGUUUUGCAUUAGCUUCAUUGACGUUAAUUUAAAUCUGCUCAAUUAUUGCAGGAUUUAUGGAAUAAAACAACUAGUUUUCACCUUCUGUAUCAACUUUUCUGAAAAGUUGCGUGUAAUAAGGAAAAAUAAAGCACUUGGAUCA
Molecule: messenger RNA, 956 nt
Organism: Melanotaenia boesemani (Boeseman's rainbowfish)
Lineage: Eukaryota; Metazoa; Chordata; Actinopteri; Atheriniformes; Melanotaeniidae
Gene: chchd2
Product: coiled-coil-helix-coiled-coil-helix domain containing 2
Exons: 4
Coding region: 125-592 (155 amino acids)
Biological process (GO): positive regulation of transcription by RNA polymerase II; mitochondrion organization
Cellular component (GO): mitochondrion; nucleus
Molecular function (GO): sequence-specific DNA binding
Source: RefSeq, a predicted model, not a curated record